AUGAGUUCUGACAAGAUGCUGAUCUUAACCAAUGUUUUUUAUGUCCCUGAUAUCAAGAAGAAUCUUGUAUCUGCCAAUUUGUUAUGUAAGAGUAGUGUAAAAGUUGUACUUGAAUUGAACAAGUUAAACUUGUCCAAGAAUGGGAUAUUUGUAGGAAAUGGAUAUGCUACUGAUGUAUUUUCUGCUUUAGUCUUACAAGUGUCAUACACGUUUGUGGGUUAUGGUGUCUACAUGACUCCCAUGUACAAUAGCAAUCAUGCAACGUAUGGUGAGGUUGGAGAUAAGUAUUAUGGAAUGACGGCAAACAUGAACCUAUGGAACCCCUAUACCCAGGAAAGAAAUGAAUUUAGCUUAUCUCAAUUCUGGUUGAUAAAUGGUGAAUAUGGUCACGAUCUUGAUUCCAUUGAAGCCGACGCGAUGGUUUACGAAAGUCUAUAUCAAGAUAAAAACACUAGACUUUUCAUAUCUUGGACUGAUGAUGCAUAUCAAAGUACAGGUUGCUACAAUCUGUUGCGCCCUGGCUUUGUUCAAGUUGACAAACAGAUUGCGAUGGGUGCAACUGUCACCCCUUAUUCCAAGUAUGAUGGUAAGCAAUAUGCACUCAAGUUCUAUGUUUGGAAGGACGUUAAUGGAGGGGGAGACUGGUGGAUGAAUAUUAACCACAGAGUCUUUGGAUAUUGGCCAUCUUCCAUAUUCUCGAUCCUGUCUGAUAGUGCUUUAAGAGUUAGAUGGGGAGGAGAGGUCAUAAAUUAUAAUUCAAGGGGGCAGCACACCACAACACAAAUGGGCAAUGGCCAUUUCGCAGAAGAAGGGCCCGGCAAGGCUAGUUUCUUCAAACAUCUCAAUGUCAUUGAUGGUAAACAAAUUCAAAGGGCUCCCCGGGACCCUACAACAUUCAUGACGAAACCCAAUUGCUAUAAUAUCAUAGAUUAUGGAGGCUUCUUUUAUUUUGGCGGUCUGGGUAGAAACCCCAAUUGUCCAUGA
Molecule: messenger RNA, 984 nt
Organism: Quercus lobata
Lineage: Eukaryota; Viridiplantae; Streptophyta; Magnoliopsida; Fagales; Fagaceae
Exons: 6
Coding region: 1-984 (327 amino acids)
Source: RefSeq, a predicted model, not a curated record